ACUGCCAUGAUAAAGGUUCACUUGGUUAGGAUUUGUGGCACGGUAUUUGGGGAUGGUGAAGUCAUGAUCCAUAUUGACCAGGAAUAUGAGAUCAAAAUUGCAUUGUAAUUGUAUGUCCUCUCUGUUUGGUGACUGAGAAAGUGGAGGAAAAUUGGAGAUAAUUAUCUAGCCCCAUUUCAUGGAUCAAAUGACUAGGAUACAUGCACAGUGAUGCAAUUUUGUUGACGUCAGUGGAGAUAACAACAAUUCUGGUUUAGGUGAAGAAGCCAAGAAAGCAUACAAGUCAAAGAACCCAUUCCACAAGACAUGCUUCUAUUAUUGCAAGUCCUUGAUAAAAGGAAAGCUGGGAAUGAGGUGUUCUUGACUUGUUUAGUCUUUGUAUUUUACCCUGUAGUUUUCUAUUUCUUUUCUUGCUAAUAUUAGUUCCCAUAGAAAUUAAUGCCUAACUACUCUAUUUUUCCAUGGUGGUGGGGACUGCUAGAAAGAGAGAGCUGUUGUCAGAAAUUGGGAGGUUUGCACACUAGUCAACAUUCAAGACUAGUGUUCUUCUAAGCUGCCACUAUAAAGUUUUUAUUUUUUUAUUCAUUAAAACUUGCAAAGAAAUGAACAUUCCUUUUUUAAACUUUAUUGUCAUCAUCCUCUUACUGUUUUUCUUCACUAGAUUCUCAUGUGGAGCUGAUAUCAUCACCUCAUCCACCAAUCUUAGUGAUGGUAGAACCUUGGUUUCUAGUGAUGGAAGCUUUGAACUGGGGUUCUUCAGUCCUGGAAGCUCUGCCAAGAGCCGUUACUUGGGAAUUUGGUACAAGAAUAUCCCAGUUCCAACUGUUGUUUGGGUUGCAAACAGGUGUGACCCAAUUAAUGACACGUCUGGUGUUUUGAUGAUAAACAGCACAGGCAAUCUGGUACUCCUCAAUCAGAGCAGCGGGAGUGUUGUCUGGGCAUCAAACUCAAAGAAAGAAGCUCAAAACCCUGUAGUUCAGCUCCUGGAUUCUGGAAAUCUUCUUCUACAGGAUAGAACUCCUGGUAAAUCAGAUAUAAUUUUGUGGCAAAGCUUUGACCAUCCUACUGAUACUUUGCUGCCAGGGAUGAAACUUGGAUGGGACUUAAGGACUGGUCUUAAUCGACAAAUAUCGGCAUGGAAGUCCCCAGAUGAUCCAUGCCCAGGAGACUUAAUUUAUGGGGUAGAGCCAUAUAAUAAUCCUGAUGCUGUUAUUUGGAAAGGCUCGAGAAGAUACUAUCGGACAGGCCCCUGGAAUGGCAUUGGAAUGAGUGGUGCACCCCAAUUGAAGCCAAAUCCAUGGUUUACAUUCAACUUAGUCUCAAAUGAAGAGGAGGUUUACUUCAUUUUUUACCUCAAAAACAAAUCAGCAAUCACAAGGCUUAUUGUGAACCAAACUACCAGUAGGGGGGAACGCUAUUUGUGGAAAGAAGACACUCAGACUUGGAUAGAGUACAGCCAUUUUCCAUGGGAUGACUGUGAUACCUAUGGGACUUGUGGGGCAUAUGGGACCUGUGUCAAUACAGCACUACCGCCUUGUCAAUGUUUAAAAGGUUUCAAGCUGAAAUCACAAGAAGAAGGCUCAAUGGAUUGGUUUCAGGGAUGUGUGCGCAAUAAACCUUUAGAUUGCCAUAAAGGUGAUGGAUUUAUCAAAUUUGGUGGGCUGAAACUACCGGAUACUGCACAUUCUUGGGUGAAUAAAAGUAUGAACCUCAAUGCGUGCAGGGCUAAAUGCUUAGAGAAUUGUUCUUGUAUGGCCUAUACAACCUUGGAUAUUAAAGAGACCAGCGGUUGUGCAAUUUGGUUUUAUGAUCUAAUUGAUCUUAAACAGGUCCAAUCUGCUGGGCAGGAUUUAUACAUUCGAAUGGCUGCUUCUGAUUCGGACCACACAGAGACAAAAGGAAAGACUAACUUGAUGGCAGGACUAAUAAUUGCAGCUGCCAUUCUUGUAGUUACUCGUGUUCUUGUAAUCACCUACUACAUUAGAAGGAGCCAUCGGAACAUACAAGGAAGAGAGAAUGGCUGCAGUGAUGAAAGACAAAUUGAAGAUAUGGAGUUCCCAUUGUUUGAGUUAGAUUUAAUAUCAAAUGCCACCAAUAACUUUUCUUCAAACAACAAGCUUGGAGAAGGUGGCUUUGGGCCUGUGUACAAGGGUACUCUACCAGAUGGAAAAGAAAUUGCUGUGAAGAGGCUCUCAAGAAGCUCUGGACAAGGAUUAGUUGAAUUUAAGAAUGAAGUAGCACUUAUAGCCAAACUUCAACAUCGAAAUUUUGUAAAGCUUCUAGGAUGCUGCAUUCAAGGGGAGGAGAAAAUGCUGAUUUACGAGUAUAUGCCCAAUAAAAGUUUGGACUACUUCAUUUUUGACCAUACAAGGAGGAGUCUAUUAGACUGGCCAAAGUGUUUUCACAUUAUUUGUGGAAUUGCUAAAGGGCUUGUCUAUCUACAUGAAGAUUCUCGAUUGCGGAUCAUCCAUAGAGAUCUCAAAGCAAGCAAUAUUUUGCUUGAUAGCGAAAUGAAUCCCAAAAUUUCUGACUUCGGCAUGGCUAGAGCAUUUGGAGAACAAUCUGAGGGGAACACAAAGAGAGUAGUUGGAACCUAUGGUUAUAUGGCACCAGAAUAUGCCAUUGAUGGGAACUUCUCAAUAAAAUCUGAUGUUUUCAGCUUUGGCAUAUUGUUGUUGGAGAUAAUAAGUGGGAAGAAGAAUAAAGGGUUUUACCAUCUUAACGAUAACCUUAACCUUAUUGGACAUGCUUGGAGACUGUGGAAAGAAGGAAAUGCUUCAGAACUGAUUGAUUCAUUUGUACAAGAAUCUUGCACUCUAUCAGAAGUAUUAAGGUGCAUCCACAUUGGUCUCUUAUGUGUUCAACAAUAUCCUGAGGAUAGGCCUAGUAUGUCAUCUGUGGUUUUAAUGCUGGGUGGUGGGACUGCACUGGCAAUACCCAAAGAACCUGGUUUCCUUUUUGGCAAGAAAUCACUCAAAACAAUUCCUUUGUCCAGCAAGCCUGAAUCUUCUUCACCCAAUCAACUUAGCUACUCAGUGUUGGAGCCUCGAUAAAGGUAAUUACUUGAAAACUGGCAUGCCCUGUGCUGCAAAUAUUACUUAGCUGAAAUAGGUAGGAAUUUGGGUUAAAUUGAUAAUACGAAUCAGCAUGCUUGUCUGAUUGGGAUUUUCCAUCAGUGGGUAUUUUCAGUGCAUAUAUUGAGUCAACUUUGCUUGUAAUUAAUUUUAUUGAGUUGCUUGUAUCGAAUUUGCAUUCCUAAGUUAGAAUGCAUGUACCUGAGUUGUAAUGAACCUAUAGCUUGAGUUGACUACAAAACUAGUUGUGGUUUCCUUGCCUGGAAACUUCACGAGCUUAGUCUGAAUUUGUGUGGAUAUUACCGAGUAUGACAGAACUUUAUGUGCAUAUCUAGAAAAAUCAAUGCAUGUAGAUAUAUGAACUACAAUUUAAUAUGUGAAAAGGCAAGUGAUUAUUUGUUGUGAACUAUACUAAUUUCGGGGGACUUAAUUCCUAUUAAUAGUGUGGACAAUAGCUUGGUUCGUGGUAUUCAGUGGAUCUUUCAGAGUUAUAGUGGACCUCACCUCUGGCUGUAGGGUGAGUGAGACUGGCUUACUCUAAUGUGAGUGCUAGCAUAUUUGGUGGACUUAAUAGCAUUGUGAUUUUGAUAUGGGUGUUCUGUUUUGUUCUAUUCUGUAUUGCGAUUUUGAAGGCAAUUGUUAUGGUCACACAAAGAAUUGUUAAAGCCAUAUAAAAAUAAUAUAAAUGUAUUUGAUUU
Molecule: messenger RNA, 3772 nt
Organism: Rubroshorea leprosula
Lineage: Eukaryota; Viridiplantae; Streptophyta; Magnoliopsida; Malvales; Dipterocarpaceae
Source: the annotation of a GenBank genome assembly